AGGAGGAGAAUCUCCCCUGUCCGCGCGCUUCUCAUGCUGGAAGCCCAAACUUUAGUCGGUGGUUCUGUGCUGAAGGAGCGCAGCCUCCACACACACACAGUCUCACACACACACACCAUGCAGCAGCAGCCGCGCGGGGUGUUUGGACUCCUACACGUCGCCAUUUUCCUGUGGAUGGCUUUCUGCGUCAAGGACUCUCUGCAGGGGGAACACCAGAGGAGGCUGUAUAAGGAGCUGUUGGCCAACUACAACCGGCUGGAGAGACCUGUAGCCAAUGACUCUGCGCCCCUAGUGGUGGAACUGGGACUUACACUGCUCCAGAUUAUAGACGUGGAUGAGAAGAAUCAAGUGCUUAUCACCAAUGCCUGGCUACAACUGGGCUGGACAGAUGUGUAUCUAAGCUGGAAUCCUGAGAAUUAUCCCGGUGUGAAUAACCUACGCUUCCCCUCCAAUCAGAUAUGGACACCAGACAUCCUGCUGUACAACAGUGCUGACGAACGGUUUGAUGCUACUUUUCACACUAAUGUCCUGGUGAAUGCUUCAGGAACAUGCCAGUAUAUACCACCAGGUAUCCUAAAGAGCACCUGUUAUAUAGAUGUGCGCUGGUUCCCCUUCGAUGUGCAGAAAUGUGACCUGAAGUUUGGCUCCUGGACAUAUAACGGCUGGCUGCUGGACCUGCAGAUGCAGGAAGUGGACAUUUCUACUUACAUCCCCAACGGCGAGUGGGACCUAGUGGGUGUUCCGGGGAAGCGUAAUGAGCUUUACUAUGAGUGCUGUAAGGAGCCCUACCCUGACGUGACAUUCACGGUGACCAUGCGCAGACGGACGCUGUACUACGGCCUCAAUCUGCUCAUCCCCUGCGUGCUAAUCUCAGGGUUAGCACUGCUGGUGUUUCUACUGCCUGCAGACUCCGGAGAGAAGAUCUCAUUGGGUAUCACUGUUCUGCUCUCGCUGACCGUCUUCAUGCUGCUGGUGGCGGAGAUCAUGCCGGCCACUUCCGAUUCAGUUCCUCUCAUAGCCCAGUACUUUGCGAGUACGAUGAUGAUUGUGGGUUUGUCGGUGGUGGUCACAGUCCUGGUUCUGCAGUUCCACCAUCAUGAUCCACAAGGGGGGAAAAUGCCAAAAUGGGUGCGGGUGAUCCUUCUAAACUGGUGCGCCUGGUUCUUGCGUAUGAAGAAGCCGGGCGAAGAGCGCAAGUCAGGCUAUAAGUACGCUCACCCACCACUGCACCACGCCAGCGCCAGCAGCAUCCAGAUGGGCGCCGUGCCUGGCCAGGCACCCUCCUCCUCAGCCAGCUCGGCCACCAACGGCCACAUGAACCUCUACUUCGGCUAUCACUCGAUGGACAGCGCCUGCUGCCCUGCCAGCAGUGACUCGGGCGUGUCGUGUGGCGGGCGGCCGGCGGGGGGCUCUCCGGGUCAUGAGCAGCAGCGGGGGGAGGUGGUGGCGGUGGCGGGCGAGAGGGAGAUCCAGCGCAUUCUGGCCGAGGUGCUGUACAUCUCGCAGCGUUUUCGAGCGCAGGACGAGGCCGAGGCCGUGUGCAGCGAGUGGAAAUUCGCCGCCGCCGUGGUGGACCGUCUCUGCCUCGUCACCUUCUCGCUCUUCUCCAUCAUCUGCACCUUCACCAUCCUCAUGUCGGCGCCCAACUUCAUCGAGGCCGUCUCCAAGGACUACACAUAAUCACGUGGUCCUCGCUUUGCUAUUAUUAUUUUGUUUUUUGUAGAUAAAUUAGAUGUGCUAGAGAAAAACUAACCACCACCACAUGACUCUGUAUGAGAAAUGAGAUUCGUUGUGAGUCAUUGUGAUUUUGUGUGUGAAUCAGUGUGAGGAGUGUGAAUGAAUGAGAGUCAGUGUGAUUCAGUGUGAGUCGCUGCGAUUCACUGAAUUCGUAUCAGUGUCAGCAGUGUGAAUCACUGAGAUUGUGUGUGAAUGAUUGAAGUUCAAUGUAAAUCAGUGAGAUUCUGUGUGAGUCACAGUGAGUCACUGUGAUUCAUUGAGUCUGUUUAGGUGUAAAUCAGUGAUUUUCAGUGUGAAUCAGUGUGAAACGUGAGUCACUGCCAUUCAUUGUGAUUUGGUGCAAGUGUGAGUCAGUGAGGUUUGUUGUAAUUCACUGAGUCACAGCGAUUCACCGAGUCAGUUUAAGCUUGUGAGUUUUGGUGUAAAAUUGGUGAAAUUCAGCAGUGUGAAUUGGUGCAAUUCAGCAGGAAUCACUUGGACUUUUUGAGUCUGUUUAAGUGUGACUCAGUGUGAAUCAGUGAGAUUCAAUAUGAAUAACAAAAUCUGCAGUGAAUCAAUGAGUUUUGGAGAGAAUCAGUGAGAUUCAGUGUGUCAGGUCAGGUGUGACAGUGUGAAUCAGUACGAUUUGGUGUGAAUCAGUAAGAUUCAGUGUGGUACUGUGAGUUGCUGCGAUUCAUUGAGGCACUGUGAUUCAGUGUAAGUGUGAGUCAGUGUGAGAAGUGUGAAUCAGUUUGAGUGAUUUUAAGACGUGUGACUGAGUGAGUGCGUUUGAAUCAUUGUGUACUGCCAAAGUUGUUUCGUUCCUGGUCAUUUUUGAGAAACAUGAACAAAAUGAAAAAGAAAAAAAAAUAUUGACCAAACUGAGUGUAUUUUUCAAAUCUAGUUACUUCUCAGCAAACAUGUAGACCUUCAGAAAAACUUCUGGACUUUAGUUUAUUGUGGUUGUCCACUGUAGCCUCUCUCUGGAGCAGGCGUGGUGCAGUAGUUUGGUGUACUGAGUGUGAUGUUGACACUCUCUUUGCCUCUCCAUAUACUGCUCUCCGAACACUGUGCUGUUGCUAAGCUCCUCCCACAUCACAGCUGCGUAUCACUGCUUUCGUUGUCGUUGUUGCUGUUUUGGUUUUAUUAAUCGGUUUGUCACUCAGUCACUGUGCAAAUGUAGAAAUCCACCACCCUGCUGAAGAAUCUAAGAAAGCUUUAUAAUGGAAAAGUUAGAGUGCCAUGAAUUUUGUCGGAAUUAUAACGGACACCAGAGCGACUUCCCUAAGAGUUUUUCCUCCACUGUGAUCCUCGAAGCCUGUCAUGAAACCGUACUCCAUAUUUCGAUGAGGGUUUGCAUCACACAUCCAGGUGAUCCAUGUUAAAAUUUGCUGUUUUCCCUGUUUUAAUGUACCUGAGUCAACUCAGGAAUUUCGAUGGGUUUGGUAAUUCGCUGGGAAAGCCUAGAACUCUGCCGAAAAAGAGGGCCCACACUCUAAAUCCUGGAACCACCCUAAAAUAUAUGCUUUCUUUGUUGUGACCAUUCUUUAUUUGUAGUUCUGAAUUCAUUUGAUUGCACAUGUAUAGUGUUCUGUCAGUUUCUAUCGCUCGAAGCGCACUAUCAACGACAUGGACAAUGAUGUUCCAGGGUUGCUCAGAUCGGAAAGACUGAAAACAUGAGAAGAAUUUCAAUCGUGCAUUCAGGAACAUGUGAUGAGAUGUAGUCUGGUGUCCCUGUAACCGAUCUGAUCUGAUAUUUUUAUGUAAAAUGUACUUAUAUAUGUAUAAUAUCAGCACUGUGGUCAAAGUACAGUAUUUCACCUGUAGCGUGUGUUGUGCUCCAAUCUGAUUUGUCCUGUAUUGUUCUCUCUGUGAAUCCGCUUUGCAAUAUGUACAGACA
Colossoma macropomum (tambaqui) is the source of this 3616-nucleotide messenger RNA. It is a transcript of the gene chrna8, whose product is annotated as cholinergic receptor, nicotinic, alpha 8. Gene Ontology annotation, biological process: signal transduction; regulation of membrane potential; nervous system process. NCBI's taxonomy places the organism in Eukaryota, Metazoa, Chordata, Actinopteri, Characiformes, Serrasalmidae. The record is from RefSeq and is a predicted model, not a curated record. Gene Ontology annotation, molecular function: transmembrane signaling receptor activity; acetylcholine-gated monoatomic cation-selective channel activity. Bases 34 to 1680 code for a protein of 548 amino acids. The transcript is spliced from 10 exons. Gene Ontology annotation, cellular component: synapse; postsynaptic membrane; neuron projection.